ACUCUUCCCUUUCACACUCAUCAUCUCUCUUUUAUUGAUUACCUCUUAGCUCAACCAACAAAACUAAUAUCAGUAAACUCUCAUUGUGAUCUUCUGUUUUUUUCUCAAGAACACACAAAAAUGUCAAUUCUUGUUUGUCAAGCUCAAGAAAAAAUCGUCACCAAAAGUUUCUCCCAGAAAGGGGACAUGGGUGGGUUGAGUUUCCUACAAUCUAUGUCCGAUAUCACUUCCAUUGUCCGAACCAGAGAGGACAAAGCUUAUGUUCACCCGACCGAGAAACGCUCUGUUUCUCAGCUUAAUGAGAAAAGCCUAGAGAUGUGCACUGAGAGCCUCGGAGGCGAAACAGGAAGCGAGAGUGGUGACGAGUUGACCUUACUUGCGCUUGAAGCAACCGCUAUAUCUAGGGCUCAUUCGAAACCUCAAGAAGAAGAAAAGGACGCUGACUUUCGUGCCAAGAAAGCAACGAUGAGUCGCAGCAAAAGCUUCCCGCCACCGAUAAAGUUCGUUAAAGAAUCAAGGUAUAAUCGCAUGGUGAGGUCGUUAGGAGAAGAUGGUCGUCUCGUUGUUCAAGCAAUUAGGGUUUCUUCUCCGCCACGUAACUUCGUAGCGGAGCGUGAGGAAGGAAGGCUCCGUCUCUGUUUAUCCCCGGAAAGUUCUUUAAUUAGGCGUAAUCAUGAGGAAGAGGAAGAAACAGAGGAGGAAGAAACAGAGAACUUGGAGGGUAAACAUGGAAAUAAAAAGUCAAGCAGAUUAAGCAGCAGGUGCAAGGAGAAUGGUCGUGAGCCUAAACCAAUGCUUACUUGGGAGCAGCAGCAGUUUUGGGUAGCCACUUAAGUAAAUAAUUUUUAAAUAUGAGUUUCUUAAUCUUAGCUAAUAUAUAUAUAACCUAUGUGUUUUCCUAUGAUUUCUUGAGGGUGCUGGGAGUGGAGUGUUUUCUAAUUGUAUUUAGUGUAAUGUUAAAUGAGAGUUGUUAUUAUUAAUUAUGUCAUUAUUCUUCUUAUUA
Messenger RNA from Brassica napus (rape), 1003 nucleotides. Its product is annotated as protein FANTASTIC FOUR 2-like. Bases 121 to 834 code for a protein of 237 amino acids. The transcript has 2 exons. NCBI's taxonomy places the organism in Eukaryota, Viridiplantae, Streptophyta, Magnoliopsida, Brassicales, Brassicaceae. The record is from RefSeq and is a predicted model, not a curated record.